Molecule: messenger RNA, 595 nt
Organism: Stegodyphus dumicola
Lineage: Eukaryota; Metazoa; Arthropoda; Arachnida; Araneae; Eresidae
Product: THAP domain-containing protein 2-like
Source: RefSeq, a predicted model, not a curated record
AGUCGUUAGUUCUCGGCGUUUGUUUACAUUCGUUGCAUUUGAUCUGUGAUACAUUUGAUUUGUGUUGUUAAUUUGCUUUUAUAAGUAGUCGGAAAUGGCAAGUUGUGCUAUAGCGUUGUGUCAGAAUUAUAGAAGGAAAACUAAAAGUCAAGGCAUCACAUACCAUCGUUUUCCAAGUGAUCCAGAACUUCGUAAGUUAUGGACUAAUCGCUGCAAAAGAGCAGAUAAUUUCAACAUCGAAAAUGCCAGAAUAUGUGCUCUUCAUUUUACACCUGAUGACUACGUACGAGAUCUAAAGGCAGAAUUGCUUGGUUCAACUCCUAAAAGGGUGCUGAAAGCCAAUGCUGUUCCCACUUUACAUCUUCCGUCAUCAUCAUGUGAAAAUAACUCAUCAAUAAAGUAUAUAUGUUGUGCUUCAAAAACUGAACCUAAUCUGGAGAGAACGUUUUCUAACAGGAAUGAGUCAUCUAAAUUUAUGCUAAAAAGGGAUAGAGCAAGCAGGUGUCAGGCUCGGGGAACAAGGAAACGAGCAUUGGAAAAUUUAGCUUCCCUUUCCCCCAAAAGAAAAAAAAAAAACUACAAGCUGAUAAGAUAG